AUGCCUGACAUUCUGGUCGAUUAUCCGGAAUAUAGGGCCACCGCCAAGCUCGAUGUGUUGCGUUUGACAGAAUACAACUACCUCGAUCAGCAGAAGCACAUCUACCUCGACUACACGGGCGCCGGCCUCGCCGCUCGCCACCAGUUUGCGGCCCACAAGGCCCGGCUAGAGAGCGCCACCUUUGGCAAUCCGCAUUCCGAGAAUCCUACGAGCCAGUGCGCCACCGGUCUGGUCGAGCUGGCCCGCAAGAGGGUCUUGGCCCAUCUCAACGCCUCUCCAGAGGUCUACCAGGUCAUCUUCACGCCCAACGCCACCGGCGCAGCAAAGCUGGUUGGCGAGUCAUACCCUUUCAGCAAACGCUCACGCCUGGUCCUCACCUCGGACAACCACAACUCCCUAAACGGCAUACGCCAGUAUGCUCGCCGAGCCGCAUCUCGCACCGACUACAUCCCCCUGAACCCCAAGGACCUGCGCAUCAGCACCAGAGACGUUGCCAAGUCGCUCAGCCGGACGAGGCCAUGGUCCCUGGGGGGGUCGGGCGCGAGGGGGAAACGAGGCCUGUUUGUAUAUCCUGCCCAGAGCAACUUUAGCGGAGUGCGACACCCACUGAGCUGGAUAAAACUGGCCCAGGACCACGGGUACGACGUCUUGCUCGACGCGGCCGCCUUCCUGCCGACCAGCAAGCUCGACUUGUCGGUGGUGAAGCCCGACUUCGUCAUGGCCAGUUGGUACAAGGUGUUUGGAUUUCCGACCGGUGUAGGUUGUCUAGUCGCACGCCAUGACGCCCUGGCCCGCCUGGAAAGACCGUACUUUGCCGGUGGCACAGUGCGAGCCGUGUCGGUGGCAGUCCAGUUCCACGCCCUGGUGGACAACGAGGGGAGGUUCGAAGAUGGCACCGUCAACUACCUCUCGAUUCCAGACGUGCACGUCGGGCUGGACUGGAUAUCCGACGUGGGCAUGGAGCUCAUCUCGACAAGAGUGCGGUGCUUGACAGGCUGGCUCAUCCAUCGGCUUCUGAUGCUUCGGCAUGGCAACGGCAGGCCCAUGGCACGGAUUUACGGGCCCACGACUACCGAGGACCGCGGCGGCACCGUUGCCUUCAACCUGCUCGAUUCGCAGGGCAACAUGGUUGACGAGCGACUGGUUGCUCUCGAAUCCAGCGCGGCGCGAAUCUCGUUGCGUACCGGUUGCUUCUGCAACCCCGGCGCGGGCGAAACCAUCUUUGGCCUUUCCCGGCAAUCGCUCCGGCAGUUCGCCGCGGACCGGGACGCCACUUUUGACGACUUUCUGCAAAGGGCCAAGAUGCCUACUGGGGGAGCCAUACGAGUCUCGUUUGGGGUUGCGUCCACCACUGGAGACGUGGACUACUUUAUUGGGUUUGUUGUCAGGACGUAUCGCAACAGGAUAUGCACAACGGAAGGACUGAAACCUCGUCACAGUUGUUAG
This is a messenger RNA of Ustilaginoidea virens, 1446 nucleotides long. RefSeq lists its product as uncharacterized. Bases 1 to 1446 code for a protein of 481 amino acids. The record is from RefSeq and is a predicted model, not a curated record. The transcript has a single exon. Lineage: Eukaryota; Fungi; Ascomycota; Sordariomycetes; Hypocreales; Clavicipitaceae.